Limulus polyphemus (Atlantic horseshoe crab) is the source of this 9501-nucleotide messenger RNA. Its product is annotated as syntaxin-binding protein 5-like. Gene Ontology annotation, cellular component: SNARE complex; cytoplasm; plasma membrane. The coding region runs from base 455 to 3205 and encodes 916 amino acids. Gene Ontology annotation, biological process: regulation of protein secretion; regulation of exocytosis. The record is from RefSeq and is a predicted model, not a curated record. The transcript is spliced from 24 exons. Lineage: Eukaryota; Metazoa; Arthropoda; Merostomata; Xiphosura; Limulidae. Gene Ontology annotation, molecular function: GTPase activator activity; myosin II binding; syntaxin binding.
UAUAAGUCUCCGGAAAUUCUGACUGCAUAAUUUGCUCGCAUUCUAACUGAGUGUAAAGCUGAUGAAAACAAACUUGAACGAAGUUAUACGGGUAUAUUGUUGCUUAUAUCAUUUCUGCUGUAUCAGUUCGCUGCGUAGCUUACUCAGCAUAUUUUUAUUACGAGGAUGUAAAAACAUUAUAAAUAUGCUUAUGUAGCCUUGUAUUGUACAAUUAAUAUUAAUUUAACUUGAAUUUUUGUAUGACAGGCGAGUUAACUUUGAAAUUUUAGUUAGAACAUAUCUGACACGCUUUCAGUAUUACCAUCCAAAUAACGUAAAAGUAAAAGUUAAUCGCUGGUGUUCUAUCGUCAACUUUUACUUUAGUUCUAGUGGUUUUGAAAAAAAACAACAACAAAAAACUUAACGACGUUAAUAACAGUAAUAUGUUAAUCCUAUAAGUUAUAUCUAACAAAACAUGCAACGCACAGAAAUGAAGCGAACGGGUGGCUUUUUUAAAGAUAUGUUUGAAGGUCUCAAGUCAUCUGUAGGCCUAAGUCAGUCUGUGAAAUAUGAAAGUGAAAUUGAAGAGACGUUACAAAAAGAACAUUUUCAAGCGUUAAAGACUGUUCGACAUGGGUUUCCAUUCCAACCAACUGCUGUGGCUUAUGAUCCAAUUCAGAGGAUAUUAGCCAUUGGAACAAGAACUGGAUCGGUGAAAAUACUUGGAAAACCAGGAGUUGAUUGCCACGUCCACCAUUUUAUUGAUUCGGCAGUCAUUCAGAUUUUAUUUCUUAUCAAUGAGGGUGGUUUGAUCAGUGUAUGUUCUGAUGAUACUUUACACUUAUGGAACUUGCGACAGAAAAGACCAGAAAUUCUUCACUCGCUCAAGUUUCAACGAGAAAGAAUUACAUAUUGUCAUUUGCCAUUUCAAAGUAAAUGGUUGUACAUUGGUACAGAACGAGGAAAUGUUUAUACUGUGAACAUCGAGUCAUUUAUUCUUUCUGGAUAUGUCAUACAUUGGAAUAAAGCCAUCAAAAUAUCUCAGAAAACUCACCCUGGAUGUGUUGUUCAUCUGAGUGAAAACCCUGUAGAUGCAAAUAAGCUCUUGAUAGCAUUUGAAACAGGAACUGUAGUCUUAUGGGACUUGAGAAACAGAACAGUGGAUAUGAGAUUAGAAAACACUGAGCAAGUAAAGUCUGUAUCAUGGCAUCAUGAUGGAAAGCAACUGAUGUGCAGUCAUGCAGAUGGAAGUCUUAGCACUUGGAACAUCAAAAUGCCAAUGAAGCCCACCACAGUCAUGCAUCCUCAUUCUGGCAACAAGGGAAAACCUGAAUUUUGUAAACCAAUUUAUAAGGUAGAGUGGAAAACUGUUAGAAGAAGGCCUCAGGUAUGGGUGAUGCAAUGGUGGAUUUACCUGCUUUUAUAUGCUGGGAGAUUGAAUGUUACAUGGGACAACCUUUGUCCCCACACCCAGGCUCCCCCAAAACUGGCUGAUCCUGUGCAGGCCACCGAGGACUUCAAUUCUCUUUUUCCACCUCCAGAUUUUGCCAUUCCUUCCCUUUCCCAACCUAAUGAGUCUACUAGGCUUAAUGCAGUUUUUAUGGAUUUUGUGUCUCAGAUUUUUUCAGACUUUCAGGAACCUUAUGCUGUUGUAGUGGUUCUAAAUGAUGAACUAGUUGUGGUAGACUUAACAACUGAAGGAUUUCCUUCUUUCCUGAACCCUUAUCCCAUGGACCUACAUGAAUCUCCUGUUACUUUUUGUACAUACCUUACAGACUGUCCGAUUGAUCUCAUCCCAGCUCUUUUUUCUGUAGGCUCCAAAAAAAAAAAGCAUUCUGGGUUUUCAAAGAAAGAAUGGCCAAUUUCUGGUGGAGAAUGGGGAACAGGGGCAGAUAACUAUACAGAACUCAUCAUAACUGGACAUGCUGAUGGCUCCUUAAAGUUUUGGGAUGCCUCCUCAGUUUCCCUUCAGUUUCUAUACAAAUUGAAGUCUUCCAAAGUUUUUGAACAACCAAAGGCAGAAAAUACAGAUUACCAGGAAGAUGAGCCAUUUGCUAUUGAACAGAUUUGUCUUUGUUCAGAGAGCAGAAUUCUGUGUGUAGCUGGAGCGUCCCCUACUGACAAAAGUAAUUUAGAAAAGGAAAGAGUUUAUGUGAGAACUAUGUAUGAAAGAAAUCCAAAAAUGUUAUAUCUCAAGCUAUUUGAUCUUAAAAGCACAAAAGCUGAUGGCGCUGUUCAGGCCUUAUAUGAAGCCUUUCAAAGGUCAGGAACUAUCUACAGACUGAAAGAAUCCAUUCUGCUUGUAGAUUUCCUUGAUAGUAAUGGUGUUCUCAUCCCCCAUCCUUCAGGGUUUUGGAAGGAUGUUGAUUAUAACAACAAAGAAAAUUGUGACCAGAUGUUAACUCAUACCAUUGAACAUGAUUUUUUUUUACAAGCUACCAUGGACAACUUUUCCAAGAACACAGAUUUCCUAACUCCUUUACCUUCUGAAGUCUGUGAUAAUCAGUUUGUGAUAAUGGUUUCUGAAAAGCAAGCUUGGGUGGUGUCUCUCCCAUCACAAUCUUGUAUGAGCAGAAAUAACUUAACAGAUACAUCAUUUGUUGUUUGUGCAAAAGUUAUGACACUAAAAUCUGUGGGUAAAGUGUGUUUAGCAUGCUUCAUAGGCAAUGGAAAUAUUGUGGUCUACAGUCUACCUAAUUUGAGGCUUUUCUAUGAAGUCUGUUAUUUGUCUAUGAUGGAUCUGAGGAUUCUUAAGACGUUCUCUUUUGGUACUAAUGGCCUUGGCUUAUACCUUUGUUCUGCUUCAGAAAUCCAAAAGUUUACCAUAUCUUCAUCUUUCUGGGAAAUCCUACAAGAUAUGUUAAGUACGGUCUUUGUACCCAAAGAUAUGCCUGAGCCUCCUAGAAAAGGCUUCUUCAGAGGAUUAUUUGGUGGAGGACCUAGUUCCCUUGAUAGAGAAGGACUGUUUGGAGAGAAGAGUGGCAAUGCUUCAAGAAGUGUGGCACAUCACAUUCCAGGAAAUAGUAGCUUAGAACAUGUGAAAGCACAAACAGGUUCACUGGCUGGAGAACUGGCACGUGCCAGAUUGGGCUUGACAGAGAGAGGAGAAGCUUUAAAUCAGCUAGAAGAUAAAACUGCCAAGAUGAUGUCUGAAGCUGAGUACUUCUCUAACACAGCCCACAAGUUGAUGUUAAAAUACAGGGAUAAGAAAUGGUAUCAGUUCUGAUCUGUAUUUUCUAAGCUCCGUAGUAAGAAGUAAUCUACUUGCUGGUUCUUCAACAGCAGCAAUGGCUCCAGCCAUACAUUCAGUAGCUGAGAAAACAACUUGAAGUAACAUGAUCAUCAUUUCACUGUCAAAAGAAAAUUCAACCUAUACAAGUAUUCAAUUUAGAGGAAAACCUAGUUAUAAUUUCAUCUAAAACUGCCAUACGUAGGUUGAUAUCUUAGCCAGAAUUAGUCUUUGUCUACACACCAGAAGAAAUUUUUACUUACAUGUGUGAGAACGUUUAUCUUAAAUAGUUUUGUUGGAAUUAAAAUAGAAUCUCUUUUCAACUAAUGACAGUAUUCUAGGUGGUGCUGCCUCAGUACUCUUUAUAUUAACACUUGAACUCUUUAUCUUUAAAACAGUUAUGGAUAAUUUGCUCUUGUUUGUUUGAAAUUGAGUAAUAUUUAUAAAAGAAUAACAUUUGACAUUUAUUACACUUGAAUUGAUGACAUUUGUAGAUUUAUUCCUUGUUGCAGAUAUAGAAGACUUAAUAUACAUAUAGAUACUUUAUAUAAGAAUAACUGAGUUAGAAAUGAAUUUCCGAUAAGGUACUCUUCCAUCCUCUCACAAGAUUAGCUUUUCUCCUUUGUGCUGCCCUUUGUAUGCAAACUUUUUCAGAAAUGCAUGCCACAAGCCUUCAUCAUCACUCUGUUGGAACACAUCUCUUAUUCAAAUCAUCAUGCAUCACCUCUCCACUAUCACAUGAUGCAUGUGACUCCCUCUAUGUGCCACUACCAAACUGUCACUUCUUAUUUGUGGAGUUAAUAUUUUAAUAUAGCAUUAUUUCCUCGUGUUUCCCGUUUAUGAAUUCCAAAGUUACAGUCACCACUUCCAGUAUUUUGCCAGGAUCUGAUGGCGUAUUUUCAGACGCAGGCGACCCCUCGGGAGAUAUAUCGUCACUUAUUCCACCAGAGCCUUUUAGAUCCGGGCCAGGAUGAAGACGAUUUUUUCCUUUAGUUCCCCCCACACACACUAGAGUUUGCUGCGUCUUCCCAUUCACCACCUGAUGAUUCAGCUCAUCCAUCAUCAGUCUUUUCAGACUUAUCUCUCUGGUAUGUGAAGUUUUGUCUCUUACACUUGUUUCCUAUGACCCUAGACCUUCUCUCUUACAUCAAACAACUUCUCUACCCUAUUUAGUAUUUCCCCCAUCCCCUGAUAUUUAGCUCAUGUGGAACGAUUUGCCUCUCAACUGGGGGAGGGCAUUUAUUAUGCCUCGUUCUCAAUGGACUUUGGAUCAGUCCGCCCUUGCUUAUCAUCGGGCGGACUUUUCCUUUCUCAACUAACUGUUGUUGGGGUUGGUUCUUCCUGUUUGGGGGGUGAACCAAGAUUACCCUGUCCAACAUAACCAAGUUCAGUUUUCUCACUUUCACCCUCAUAACCCUAUUAAUUUACCUUUCUUCCAUUCACCUUCUGUCAGAGGCUCUUCACAGGAAAUUUCUGCUGAAAUCCUUUCCAUCCUUACUUCUACUUUGUCCUGUUUGCCGUCUCCAGCUCUCCUGCUUCAAACAUGGUUGGUUUGUUGUUGGGACCUCUUGGGCCAUAAUGCGGUUUUGGCACGGACCUGUCUCCAGGCUCCUUAUCUGAGAGAUAGUGGAAUUUUUGCAACAUUAUGUGUUUGACUUGGUCCCUGAGUUUUUGGAAUCUUGGGUAGCCUCGGCCCAUCAACAUUCUACCUUUACUAACUUGGUAGCUCGUUUGUCACAUUCUGGGCCAAGUGCAGCACCAGUUCCUGUCCCUCGACCUUCCCCUUCCCAACCUCUUCCUGUCCCAUCCUCCUGUGGUGCCACGGUUUGACAAUUUACUCGAUGACACCCAAGUUGCCAACAGCAGUACCAGUGACUACAUGGUUGGUUUGGAUCCCAGUGGAGACUCAUCUCUUGAAUUUCGUUUAUCAGUGGAGUCCUUCCUUGCCUCACCAAUGUUUGGAUUCACAGAGUGCUCUUAGAGGGAAACAUUAUCCUCUUUCUCUCCCGUCCUCCCUUAUUCAGUGUUACAUUCUCUUCUCCUCAGGAUUCCUCGACACAACAGCAUAUGUCAGAGGCAGUUCAGAACCUCAUUGCACAACAAGCUAUUGAACCAGCUCCACCAGCUUCAGAGGGUUUUUACUCCUGCCUAUUUGUUGUUCCCCAGAAGACCAGGUACUAGCCUCUUGUCUCAAUCAGUUUGUUCACAUUCCUUGCUUUAUCAUGUAGACAUACCUUUCUCUUUGGUGGGACUUUUCUCCAGGUCUUUGAAUGACGAAGCUGGAUGUUUCCAAUUUAUAUGGAUGACUUUCUUCUUAUUGCUCGUUCUAAAUGGGAAUUGGCCUGUCACACUCAUCAGCUCCUGGCCAAAGCUGCAAGGGUGGACUGGUUGGUCAAAUUCAAGAAGUCUUUCCUUUGUCCUACCCAAUAUCUUAUCCAUUUGGGUGUUUUUUACAACACUCAUGUCAGUCAGGCUCAACCUUUUCCUCUUCUAUGGAACAGGCUGGUCGGAAAUCUCUGUAUGUUUCCUCUCUUACAGCUCGCAAGGUUCUAUCGCUUUUAGGGAUGUGGCCCUCCAUGACCCUCUCAUACUCCUGGGCAGGGCCCAUAUGCGGUUUCUUCAAUGGGCCCGUCACAAUUAAUGGAACCUCACCCAGGAUCCCUUGGAUAUUUCUAUACUUCUUCCCUCAUCCCUUGCAGAUUAUCUCCAUUGGUGGUUGAACAGGGCCCACAUGUUGGCAGAGAUCCCUCUUCCUCCUCCAUUGUUAGUAUUACAUCUGUUCAUGGAUGCAUCCCUUCAGGGUUGGGUGGAUCACCAGGAUGUUUUGGGUUGUUGGUCUGUGGAGGAGAGUUAUCUUCACACUAAUGUUCUCAAACUCCUGGCUGUUCAUCAGGCUUUUGAUCAUUUUCUUCCUCCUCCCGGCUGGUUAUGAUCCAUUCCGAAAAUUAUACCGGGGUGGCUUAUAUCAAUCAGCAACGUAGCACCAGGUCCAGAUCCCCGAGUUUUUGCAUUAUGGAGGUUCUUUACUGGGCGUAUGCUUUCAAUUUCAUAGCCGAUCAUCUUUCCUGACCAGAUUGUGUUUAUACCUGCAUCCUGCUGUUUUUCAUGGCUCUGUCUGCAUCUGGGUAUGCCCCAUAUUGAUGCUUUUGCCACUGCCCUCAAUCACUUAUUUCCUCAGUUUGGUCCCCAGUUACUUUAUAUUUAUCCUCCCAUCUGUUUACUUCAUAGGGUGGUCUCCCUCAUCCAUUCCACUCUGUACAUGGUCCUUCUGAUUGCUCCUUACCAGCCUGUUCUACCUUGGUUCCUUCAGUUGCUCCAACUGCAGGUGAUUCCUCACCUUCUUCCUCCUUUCUGUCAAAUCCAGUCACCAGCGCUCCAUCCGUCCUCUGUCUUCACGCCUGUCUUUUGUCAAGUCCCUGGUGAGGUGUUCUGGUUUCUCUAGUAGAGUAGCUUCACAUUUAACCCAUUCCAUUGCCCUACUUCUUUGGCUAUCUAUCAAUGCAAGACCUUUCCAUGUUGAUCUGUUCCUACCAGCUCCGUCGGCCACCAAGGCUUCCAUUGCUCCCGGACUGGGACAUUAAUGUGGUCCUUCAUGCCCUCACUUUACCUCAGUUCGAAACUCAGUCUAUGUGUUCCCUGUUUCACCUCUCUUCAAAGGCAUAUUUCCUCUUCUUCCUGGCCUACAGGUGUUGUAGGUCAGAUAUUUUGAAUAUUGACAUUACCAGGACCUUGUACCACUUCUCCUACCUUAUUCUUUAAUUGAAUCAUGCUUUUCUGAGACCUCUGCAGCUUGAGAACAUCAGUCUUCCUUUUCCCCUAUCUGACUAUUCUCUAUAUCUCAUCUCUACCCUCGUCCUGAUCUGAAUAGACUCCUCUGUCCUGUCCAUACUUUCCAUUGUUAUAUUGCUUGCACAGCUUCUUUCCAGGGUCAACAUUCCUGCCUUUUUAUCCCUUGGCAACCUUCCUCUUCAAGUGAUCUUUCCCCGGUUUCCCUUACCAAUUGGGUUCAAUGUUUGAUCCAGUUGGGCUAUUCCUCCUAAUCUCUCGUGAUCUCUUUCACGUUUCCUCACAUCAAAUCUGUCACCUUGCAUCUUGUCUUCAUCGGCCAUCGGAGGAGAUUCUAUGAUUGGGCAUGUCUACACAAAUUCAUUUUCAACUAUCUACAUCACAUUACUGUUUCUGCUUCCUCGGGGUAUUGCCUGCUGUCUAUGGCUAUUCUGUAGACUUUGGCAUGGCUGUGACACAAGGUACGUCUAUACUAAUGCUUUCUUUUUUUUCAGGGGCCUCUGCCUCAGCUUCACUUUAGACCCUGUUCUAUGGUAAGUAGUGCCUGACCAGGUAUUCUGUCUGUACUUGGAAUGGGUUCCAUUAAGAUGGCUAUAACCAUUCACAGACAUCUUUAUAUCAAAUCCACACUGUAAGCCAUGUUGAUUCUUAUACAUUUUUCAUGGCUAUGUAUGCUUAUCCUUGAGAUGAGGUGCUUCACAAGAUCACUAAAGUGUACAUUCCUAAUGAUAAUUGCAUCAUAAUAUGCCCAUUCCGGACUGUACCACCCAUGGACGUCAUGAGUAAAGCAGAAGGGGAUUGCUGCUUUACCCUGCCAUGCCUAGGUUGAAUAAAUCAGUGUGGUCUGCUUUUCAAAAUAGGGUUUCAUGAUUACCCAUUGCACUAUCUUGAGUGUUGCAGCCUCUCUGGACUCUCUACUGCAUUCCCCCCCCCUUUCUUCCAGUGGAGUACUAGAGUCUUUACCAGUUCCAAGCUGCUGGGAUGGUUGAUCAUGAAGGCUACCUACUGAACGGUUUCCAUAAAGAUGGCUAUAAGUGUUCAGUACAGAGUAAGGUGGUGGUGUUCUGCUGGUGUAGAAAGAGUUACAAGAUACUCCAGAUGAAUAACUAAUUCCCGGAGUUGAGGCACCCAAAUGCAAUUCACCCCUCUGAUUGGGUGCCCUCCUCCUACCCUUGUGUGGAUGUCGGUACCCAGUGAGUGAGGUAUUGGAGAUCAAGUGAACCAAUCACAAGUCCUCACACAGGUUUUGAGUUGUCCAUAUCCCCUCUCAACUUGUCUUCUGUGUUAUGGGUCAUAGGAGGUCUACAUGACCUGUUUCCCCUUCUGUUCUGGGAUUUACCUCAAUGGGUGGCAAUGUUGUUACUGACCUGGGUUCAUUUCAGGCUGGUUUCACGGUUGCGGGGGUUUAGUGCAAGCAAUGGACUUAUCUCAGAUUCUGGAUGACACAUUCCUAGAUCCCUAGCAUUAGGCUACCCUGUGAGUUCCUAGUCAAAUGUUAGGUUAUAGAGUAUGAUCCUCAUCUUACUUUCACGAGGAUAUCGGUAUCCAGCGAGUGAGGUUUUGAUGUAGUUGACUUACCAAGUAUGGUCCAUCAUGCCCUAACCAAUCUAAGACAUGGAACACAUUGUUAUUUGCCCACUUUUCAUUGUGCAGUUGAGUGAUUCUAAUUUCUGUUUAAGAUCACAUUGCUAAACUAUCCUCUCCCACAUGGAUGUGCUCCCGUUAAUGUUGGCUACGUCUGGUCUUCCUGAUCAUGUUGAUAUUCCUGGUGAAGAGAUACCUGGCUAAGAUGUGAUAAUCCUCAGAUAAUAUGAUCUGUUCCUCCCAUAUCGGGGGUGUCCUCUGGAUGCUUUCGGGGGAUAUGCCUGUGCUUCCCUCGCACCACUCCCUCCUCCAUUUCAUGUGAGUGGAGGGUGAGUACCUUAUCGGAAGUUAUAUUUUCCUAAAUGUAAAUGUAUUUCUGAUAGGUACUUCCCUCCGAUCACACUUCCCACCCGUCCUCCCCACAAUCUUCCAGUGCUCGCGUCUUCUGACAAACUUUGAAGUGAUAGUUUGGUAGAGGGAGUCCCAUGCAUCAUGUGAUAGUAGUGCGCUCCUAUUGGUGGAGAGGUGACACAUGAUGAUUUGCAUGAUAGAUGUGCUGGAACUUUGAACAGGGGGGUGAUGAAGGCUUGGAGCAUGUGCUUCUGUAAAAGUUUGCAUACAGAGGACAGCACAAGGUGAGAAAAUCUAAUAUUGUGAGUGAAGGGAAGUAUCUAUAGGAAAUACAUUUUCAUUUAGAAAAGUUAUACCUUUUAUUCUCUCAGUGUUGAUGUAUGAAUAAUUGACUUCUGAUGGCUUUGAAGAUGUAUUGUGUUUAUGUAUCACACAUUCUACUUUGCAAACUAAACGAUUUAUAACAAAUUGCUGAAUUGUUAGGAAUCUUUUAACAUGUAUACAGUCAGUUAUGGACAUAAUGUCUUUGCAUAACCAGCAGGAUAACUAUAUGUCUGGUGCUUUUGGAUAAA